Molecule: messenger RNA, 5270 nt
Organism: Sesamum indicum (sesame)
Lineage: Eukaryota; Viridiplantae; Streptophyta; Magnoliopsida; Lamiales; Pedaliaceae
Gene: XIF
Product: myosin-like protein XIF
Biological process (GO): actin filament organization
Cellular component (GO): membrane; actin cytoskeleton; cytoplasm
Molecular function (GO): microfilament motor activity; actin filament binding; ATP binding
Source: RefSeq, a predicted model, not a curated record
ACUGCAAUGGCUUUUGCUUUUGUGUUUUCACCACCUUCAUUACCUCUGCUUUUGGUGUGCCUUGAGACAUCCUUUUUCCUACAUUCUUUUACUACUUUUUAUUCAAGAAUCCCAGCAGCCAUCAAUACUUAACAGCACUGCCAUCUCUCUGAUUCUCUCUCUCUCUUCCCCUCCCCUCUCUCUCUGUUCCUCUAGACAAUACAGCAGUCUCUCCUAUUUUUGUAUUGAAUGAUCAUAUAGCCUUCAAGAAAAUGGGUACUCCAGUAAACAUUAUCGUCGGAUCCCAUGUUUGGGCAGAGGAUCCUGAGGUCGCCUGGAUCGAUGGAGAAGUUGUAGAGAUUAAAGGAACAGAUGCAACCAUAGCUACCACAAAUGGGAAGUCUAUAGUUGCAGCUAUUUCGAGCAUAUACCCAAAAGAUACGGAAGCGCCCCCUGCUGGGGUUGAUGAUAUGACCAAGUUAGCUUACCUCCAUGAGCCAGGAGUGUUACACAACCUUGCAUCCCGGUUUGCUCUCAAUGAGAUAUACACUUACACGGGAAAUAUAUUAAUAGCUGUGAACCCAUUCCGGAGAUUGCCGCAUUUGUAUGAUAUCCACAUGAUGCAGCAGUAUAAGGGAGCUGCUUUCGGAGAGCUAAGCCCUCAUCUUUUUGCAAUUGCAGAUGCCUGUUACAGGGCAAUAAUUAAUGAACAUGGAAGCCAGGCUAUCUUGGUGAGUGGAGAGAGUGGAGCUGGUAAAACUGAGACGACAAAGUUGUUAAUGAGAUAUCUUGCUUUCAUGGGUGGGAGAUCUGGUACGGAAGGGAGAACAGUAGAACAACAGGUCCUGGAGUCCAAUCCAGUCCUAGAAGCAUUCGGCAAUGCAAAGACUGUUAAAAACAACAAUUCCAGUCGUUUUGGUAAAUUUGUAGAGAUCCAAUUCGAUAAGCAUGGGAAGAUCUCAGGAGCUGCAGUUCGAACUUAUCUCCUAGAGAGAUCUCGCGUUUGCCAAGUCUCUGAUCCAGAGAGGAAUUACCAUUGCUUUUACAUGCUUUGUGCAGCACCGCCAGAGGAAGUGAAAAAGUUUAAACUUGGAGAUCCAAGAACAUUUCACUAUCUAAAUCAAAGUAAUUGUUAUGAAGUGGCAAAUGUCGAUGACGCCAGAGAAUACCUGGAAACGAGAAAUGCCAUGGACAUAGUUGGAAUCAACCAGGACGAGCAGGAAGCUAUAUUCCGUGUAGUAGCUGCUAUACUCCACUUGGGGAAUGUCGAAUUUGUCAAGGGGAAUGAAGUGGAUUCUUCCAAGCUAAAAGAUGAUAAGGCACGCUAUCACCUUCGGACAACAGCAGAGCUACUCAUGUGCAACGAGAAGGCACUGGAGGACUCUCUUUGCCAGCGUGUAAUUGUAACUCCUGAUGGAAGCAUUACAAAACCACUUGAUCCUGCUGCAGCCAUCACAAGCAGGGAUGCUUUGGCAAAAACAAUAUAUUCCAGAUUAUUUGAUUGGAUAGUGGACAAGAUAAACAGUUCAAUUGGUCAAGAUCCCAAUGCUAAAAGCAUAAUCGGAGUCCUAGAUAUAUACGGGUUCGAGAGCUUCAAAAUUAACAGUUUUGAGCAGUUAUGUAUCAACCUGACAAAUGAGAAGUUGCAGCAGCAUUUCAAUCAGCAUGUAUUCAAGAUGGAACAAGAAGAGUACACAAAAGAGGAAAUCAACUGGAGUUAUGUUGAAUUCGUAGAUAAUCAGGAUGUAUUAGAUCUGAUUGAAAAGAAACCAGGAGGAAUAAUUGCUCUCCUUGAUGAAGCCUGCAUGUUCCCCAAAUCAACUCAUGAGACAUUUGCGCAAAAGAUGUAUCAGACUUACAAAGGUCACAAACGCUUUAGCAAGCCAAAACUUGCUCGAACUGAUUUCACAAUUAAUCAUUAUGCUGGUGAUGUGACUUAUCAAGCUGAUCAGUUCCUGGACAAGAAUAAGGACUAUGUUGUCGCAGAACACCAAGCUCUUUUGACUGAAUCUAAGUGCUCAUUUGUUGCAAAUCUCUUCCCACCAUUGCCUGACGAAGCAUCAAAGCAGUCCAAGUUUUCUUCCAUUGGUACCCGCUUCAAGCAACAGUUACAAUCGUUAAUGGAAACGCUGAGCACAACAGAGCCACAUUAUAUCAGAUGUGUAAAGCCGAAUACUGUUCUGAAGCCUGGAAUAUUUGAGAACUUCAAUGUCUUAAACCAGUUGAGAUGUGGAGGUGUGUUAGAGGCCAUAAGAAUAAGUUGUGCUGGAUAUCCAACAAAAAGAACAUUUGAUGAGUUCAUAGACCGGUUUGGAAUGCUAGCUCCAGAUGUUGUGGAUGGGUCCGAUGAGAAAUCAGCAUGUAUUGCAAUAUGUGACAAAAUGGGCUUAAAAGGCUAUCAGAUUGGGAAAAGCAAGGUAUUUCUUAGAGCAGGGCAGAUGGCUGAAUUAGAUGCUAGAAGAGCUGAAGUUCUGGCUCAUGCGGCAAAGCGCAUUCAGAGACAAAUCCGGACAUACCUAACCAGAAAAGAGUUCAUCAUCCUCCGCAAGGCUACCAUAAAUGUCCAGAAACUUUGGAGAGCACGACUGGCAUGUAAGCUUUAUGAAUACAUGAGAAGAGAAGCUGCUUCAAUUCGAAUACAGAAACAUGCACGGGCUCAUGCAGCAAGAAGAUCUUACACCAAAUUACAGGGAGCGGCAAUUGUAAUUCAAACUGGAUUACAAGCAAUGGCAGCACGAAAUGAGUUCAGAAGGAGAAGACAAAACAAAGCAGCAACAAUCAUUCAGACGCAAUGGAGAAGUUUCCAUGCCCUUUCCGCCUAUAAUCGACUGAAGAAAUCCACCAUUGCAGUUCAAUGCCUCUGGCGAGCUAGAAUAGCAAGGAAGGAGCUUCGCAAAUUGAGGAUGGCAGCAAGGGAAACAGGAGCCCUGAAGGAAGCAAAGGACAAGCUAGAAAAGCGUGUAGAGGAGCUUACAUGGAGAUUGGACAUUGAAAAGCACUUACGAGUGGAUAUUGAAGAAGCAAAGGGGCAAGAGAUAGCAAAACUGCAGAAUGCUUUACAGGAUAUGCAGACACAACUACAUGAAGCACAUGCCGCCAUCAUUCAUGAAAGAGAAGCUGCAAAGAUAGCAAUUGAACAAGCCCCACCUGUCAUCAAAGAGGUACCAGUUGUUGACAACACAAAGGUGGAGCAACUGACAACUCAAAACCAAGAACUUCAGGAAAUGAUCACUGAACUAAAGAAGCGGGUAGAGGAAUUUGAGCAGAGUUAUUCAGAGGUGGAAAAAGAAAGCCACGCCAGACUUAAAGAAGCAGAAGAAGCACAACAGAGAGCUUCACGACUGCAAGAGACCAUUGAAAGAUUAGAAGCGAACGUGUCUAAUCUCGAGUCGGAGAAUCAGGUCCUACGACAGCAAGCUUUGGCUGCAUCAGCCAAAGAGGACUUCACUGAGGAAAUGGAAGUAUUGAGGGGAAAGAUCAGAGAUUUGGAGUCAGAAAACAAGUUCCUCCGCAGUCAAAAAGUAGUUGUGGAACAAAUAGCGACUUCUGAUGAUCAAGUUAGCCUACCAGCAAAGGAUUUGGAUAAUGGAUAUCAGAGCCAUAAUGACUUCCAAACUAUGGAACAGCAUCCACUAAACAAUGUGGAGCAACAAACAAUUGAAGAUUCAAAGGCUACUCCCGCUCUCCUCGUUAAACAGAGAUCCUUGACAGAUCGGCAGCAGGAAAACCAUGAUGCACUAAUCAAAUGUCUUUUGGAAGACAAUCGCUUUGAUAAAAAUAGGCCUGUUGCUGCUUGUAUUGUGUAUAAAGCACUCAUUCAAUGGAGAUCCUUCGAAGCAGAUAAAACUAAUAUAUUUGAUAGGAUUAUUCAUGCAAUCCAAUCAUCAAUAGAGAACCAGGACAACACCAAAAAUCUCGCCUACUGGCUGUCAACAACUUCAACUCUUUUGUUUCUUAUUCAAAAAACAAUCAAGGCGAGCAAUACAUCAUCAGUGGUCUCAAAACGUAACCGAAGUUCACCCAUUACACUUUUUGCUAGAAUGGCACAGGUGCGAUCAUCUUCUGUGAUCACGGGACUAUCUAGUGGAUACAGCGGGAUCGAGGGAAAUCCAGUUGCAAAAUCAAGGAUUGAAGCUAAAUAUCCAGCUUUAUUGUUUAAGCAACAUUUAACUGCCUGUGUAGAGAAAAUAUACGGGAUGAUUCGUGAUGGCUUAAAGAAAGAGAUCAGCCCAUUUCUUAAUUUGUGUAUACAAGCACCAAGAGCUGCAAGGAUCAGACCAGUGAAAGGAUCAUCUAAAAACAUUCAUUCACAUAUCAUAACGAAACAACAGGGCUCUAGUAUACACUGGCAAAAUAUAGUCCAAAGCUUGGAUCAAACCAUUGGGAUUCUGUCUGAAAAUUAUGUUCCUUCUACCAUCACAAGGAAAAUUUUCAGCCAAGUAUUCUCAUUCAUAAAUGUUCAGCUUUUCAAUAGCUUACUGCUCCGCCGUGAGUGCUGCUCAUUUAGCAAUGGUGAAUAUGUGAAGGCUGGUUUACAAGAAUUAGAACAUUGGUGUAUGAAAGCAACAGAUGAGUUUGCUGGAUCCUCAUGGGAUGAACUCCAACACAUUAGACAAGCUGUAGCUUUUCUGGUCUUGCAUCAGAAAACUCACAAGUCAUUGGAUGAGAUCACAAAUGAACUCUGCCCGGUAUUGAGCAUUGCACAAAUAUAUAGAAUUGGUACCAUGUUCUGGGAUGACAAAUAUGGAACCCAAGGAUUAUCUUCAGAGGUGAUUGCAAAGAUGAAAGCGCUGACGGUGGAAGAUUCAAUUAGUACACCAAACAAUACCUUCUUGCUCGACGUGGAUUCAAGUAUGCCUUUCUCCAUGGAUGAGAUAUCGCGGUCUUUCCAAGAUAUCAAUGUGUCUGAUGUGGAUCCACCGCCCCUCCUUCGUCAGAGAUCAGACUUCCAUUUCCUGUUGCAGACAACAGAAUGACAUUUUUGCAGUUUUCCAAUUUUGAUUCUAUACACAGCAGUAAGUGUUCUCAGUUUUUAAAUGGACACCUUUUUAUUUUUUCCCCUUUGGGUGGUGGAGAGUGAGUUUGUGAGUGUUCAGAAUGUAAAUCCCCUUUUUCCCUGUUCGAAAUUUCUUUUCCUCCUUGAAUCUUUUGGCCCUUGUUAUCCAGCCGGCAACGAUAAGGCGACUAAAGUUAUAUGAUGCUCUUAUGGUGGGGACUAUUACAGAAACUGUGAUGUAAUGCAAAUAACAUCUGUUUGAAAAAUAUUACUAGAAACAGAAAGAUUUGUUUGC